AUGCCGUCCCUCUCAUCCCUCGUCCUACUUUGCACCUCCGCAUUGCUCCCCUUCACCUAUGGAUACUCAACCAUCUCCGACAACACCUUGAACUCUCUCCCCGGCCCGGGAUCUGACUUCGACAUCCACACCGGUGCUCUCCUAUCCCCAAUUCUGGUUCCACGUGUCUCUGGAACCUCGGGAUCCCUGGCCGUCCUUCAGCACUUCGUCGAUUUCUUCCACAAUACCCUCCCAGAAUGGACGCUGGAAUUCCAAAACUCGUCCUCGACGACCCCAACAUCAGGGGGCAAGAAAAUACCGUUCGUCAACCUUAUUGCGACACGCGACCCGCCUGGAACACAGCCUGGGGAAGUCGGACAUCUGACACUGGUGGCGCAUUAUGAUAGCAAAUACACGCCGAAGGAUUUCAUUGGCGCAACGGACAGCGCAGCGCCAUGUGCAAUGCUGAUGCACGUAGCACGCAGCAUUGAUGCAGCGCUCACGAAGAAAUGGGAGGCCAUGACCACAGACGGGCUGGGCGAGCUCGAGGAGCAGAAGGGCGUGCAGAUAUUGCUCCUGGAUGGCGAGGAAUCGUUCCUCAGCUGGACGGAUACUGACAGCUUGUAUGGGGCACGCGCCCUCGCCGAAAGCUGGGAACACGCCGUCAACCCCGCCAUGUCCACCUACCGCACGCCUUUAUCAAGUAUCUCCCUCUUUCUCCUCCUCGACCUCCUCGGCGCCGCCCGGCCCACCGUCCCUUCAUACUUCAAAACCACCCACUGGUCCUACAAAUACAUGUCCGCGCUCGAGGCACGUCUUCGCGCCCUCGGCCGUUUCAAGUCCUCUCCAAACCACCCAUCAAAGCUCGCUCGACGCGCCGCAAAAGCGAAAGCAAAAGGAGAUAAGAAAGCGAUUAAGACAAGGAAAGAACCGGCAUUUUUGCUAGACUUCAAUAAACAAGACAGCCAGUUUAGCCCCUGGACGGGCAUCCAGGAUGACCACCUCCCGUUCAUGGCGCGCGGCGUCGAGGUGCUUCAUAUCAUACCUUCGCCGUUCCCGACAGUGUGGCAUGAGAUGGAAGAUGAUGGCGAGCAUCUCGAUCUCGACACUGUGGAGGAUUGGGCGACGUUAGUGACGGCAUUUGCGGCGGAAUGGAUGGAGUUGGAGGGGUUUUUUGAUGUUGAGAAAGCGGAAAGGGAAGCGGGUGGGGAGAGCGAGGAUUAUGAGAAGGGGAGGAGGAGGACUACGAGUAAGACUGAGUUGUGA
Messenger RNA from Mytilinidion resinicola, 1245 nucleotides. Its product is annotated as peptidase M28. The coding region runs from base 1 to 1245 and encodes 414 amino acids. The record is from RefSeq and is a predicted model, not a curated record. NCBI's taxonomy places the organism in Eukaryota, Fungi, Ascomycota, Dothideomycetes, Mytilinidiales, Mytilinidiaceae. Gene Ontology annotation, molecular function: zinc ion binding; glutaminyl-peptide cyclotransferase activity. The transcript is spliced from 2 exons.